AUGGGUAACGUGGUUGGAAGAAUAAAGACGGAAAAGAAGGCCAAGAUUAUGAAAAUCGACGGCGAGAUUUUCAAGCUGAAGCUUCCGGCGACCGCCGCGGACGUGCUUGACGGUUACCCAGCGGGCUACGUGUUACUGGAAUCACAAUCGGUAAAGAAGUACGGAAUUCGGGCCCCGCGAUUACAGCCCGAAGAGUUACUUGAGCACGGCAAGAUUUACUUUCUGGUGGAUAUUCCAAAAUUUCCGGAGCCCGAAACCAGAAGGGCUACUUCUUUUGCCCAUGCUGGCGGCGCUAAGGAGCGGCUGGAUAGGUUGAAGAUGGCAAAGCGGUCCGCUAGUGAUAUCGGGCCGGGCUCGGUUCGGGUUAAGAUGCGGGUCCCGAGGGCCCAAAUCGAGAAAUUGAUGGAAGAGAGUAGAGACGAAAAGGAGGUUACGCAGGGGAUUAUUGAUCUUUGUUUGCGGAAUUCCAAUUGA
Striga asiatica is the source of this 474-nucleotide messenger RNA. Lineage: Eukaryota; Viridiplantae; Streptophyta; Magnoliopsida; Lamiales; Orobanchaceae. The record is from the annotation of a GenBank genome assembly.